Molecule: messenger RNA, 2865 nt
Organism: Schistosoma mattheei
Lineage: Eukaryota; Metazoa; Platyhelminthes; Trematoda; Strigeidida; Schistosomatidae
Source: the annotation of a GenBank genome assembly
AUGGCAUAUCUUGAUCAAUUUUUUUUGAAUGGUGGUAAAUCCAGUGAGAAUCUUACAUAUGACGAGUCAAUACAGCCCUUUUAUCCACCCUUGCAAACUUUUAAGAUGUCAUUAACAGACCAGCUAAGGGCCUUAGCAGUCCCGAUUACAUCUAGCUAUGUAGUUGACAGUGUUAACCGCAAGUCUUUGAUUUAUGAAGAUGCUUCAAAAAUCGACACUCAGUCUUGUUAUUCAAGCUGUUUAAAGUCGUUUGAAAAACUAUGUAAAAUGGAAAACGCUUUUACCUCAUUUGCCAGUACAUUGUUUUCUGUGACGUCAUGUCAACUGGAAAUGUGCAAUCUCUUACGUCAGAAAAAGCAAAACUCGACACCGAAAUCUCCAAGUUCCUAUGUUACAUUUCUUCUUUCCUUAAACAUUUUGUUGCUAUUUCAGAUUCAUAUACAUUAUGUUGAAGAUUUUAUUCGCUGCAUCAUUCCAUAUCAUGAAACUGGUCUAUUCGUUAAAUUUAUUCAAAUUUUAAAUUUUCAGCAGUUACCUUCUUGUUUCCAGUGGUUAAAACCAUAUGCUGAAAGUGGUAAAGGCAUAUCACGGCAAGAAUUCGCUCGACUAUGUAUCCGAGAACAUACCCUAAUUCCAUUUAUAUGCACAGCCAUUCUUAAUUAUACGGAAUGUUGCCGCGAUUUGGUGCCAACAAGACUUAACGAUAUGACUAAUUUUUUUUUGGGAAUUGUAACCGCGUUGUGUGAUUCUGGUGUGCCUGAGAAAAAACUUAUCAAGAUAUUGGACUCUUUUCAGGAUGUUAUAAAACACGGAUUGCAAUCUACGAAUAUAGUUCCUUUUCAAUGCGCCACAUUUUUGGUCGUAAUACGUUUCAGUUUGAAGUUGUUAAUUAAUCGAGAACUAGUUCUCGAUUGGAUAUCUUGUAUUUUGAAGAAAACUCGACCUUCUUGUGAGUGGGAAUCAAUGCGUAUUGUAAUCCAACUGAUGCGAAAUCAGCGUAUUCCUUUGUUACCUCCAAAACUUACUGAGCGUCAGAAUGUCUUACUUUCCAAACUAUCUCCUGAAGAACAACGCAUAAUUGAAGAAGAACAGUCGGCGCUAGUCAAUGAAUAUAAUGAUCCUAAUAAGUUAGCGGCGGAGUGUAUGCAGAAGUUUGAUUAUGUUCAAAAAGCUACACAGUUUGUUGAUGUUGAUAUAAAAAGCCUUGGAUCAAAAAUAACGGAACAAAAAAAUUCUGAUGAUAUUUUAUUGAAAGAAGAGCUCAAGUUGAAAAUCGAUGAAAUUCAUGCAUUCUUGUCGAGCAUCCCUAAUGUAGGCUGCUGUGUAAUGAAUUGCACUUUAUCUUGUCCUAGCGGACCUUUACCAAAUUCUGAGUGUUGGUUAUCUGAUGUGUUACUUGAAAUAUUUUCUGAUGAAUGUUUUGGUAACAAUAAUUCUGAUCAGCAUAAAAUACAUUAUAAAAAAGUAGAAAUACGACAUUAUAUUCGAUUACUAAGAUUGGUUAAGUCUUCCAUAAAGGUUCACGUUGAUUCUAGUAAAUAUGCUCAGGGGAUGGUAGUUGCAUCAGGUACACCGAAGCCAAAAUGUUCCCGUAAAUCAAUGUCGUCUUCAUUUGGUUUGUUACAGAAAGGCAUUGACAAAGUUUUACCACUCUUAGUUGCUUGCUUGUCACAUCCUGCUGCUACUAUUCGCGUAGAGGCGUACGAUAUCUUACACUUUUGGCUCAAGAAUGAUUUAUCAAAAGAUCUGGAACGCAUGCCGAAUUUUUCUACCUUUUGCUCAAAUUUCGAUUUGACUUCGGAUUUUUCAGCUCACAUAGAUGAGCUGUUUCCCGAGGAAGUAAGAGAAUUGCUCCUAGGCGAUCCACUCUACUCAUUAAACAAAGUAGCUUCUGUCCUGAUCAAGGCUGUUGUUCGCCUGUUAUUCAGUCAAACAUUGAACUUGGGUACCUCAGAGGCUUGCCCGGAAAGUAAAUUUUCCAUAGUUUGCUGGAAGAUUGGCCUACGUUUACUAAAUGAGGAUACCGUCGGUGAUAUUCUUCUUAUUCCGAGUAGUUCAAAUGAAGAAUUUGUCAGAGGCUGGUCUGGAUUUCUAAAUUUGAUACAGUGCUCCAACAUUCAUUUAAUCGAUCUACAUCAUAUAUGUUUAUCACGUCUUAAUCCAGCAUUAUUUGCAUCUUUAGAACAUUCUCCUCUUUCAAUGGGUUGUAUUAAAGAGAGAACAUCGAUUUUGCGGAAAUCAACUGGCUGUUUGCAAACUCUCAAUAGAAAUGUGUCAAGCACAGAUCCUUAUCAGGGACCCCAAUUUAGUAUCCUUGACGCUUUAUAUAAGCUUGGUCAUAAUAAUGUGCAGACUGAUUUCGAUUCCGUUCACAAAGUAUUUUCUCGUCUUCAUCUAAAUGCAGUCCAUUUCGAUUAUAUGUUCAUCAGAUCAGAUCCGUCAAGAACAGUUGGUGGCGACAGCAGGUCAUUAUUUGCUCGAGUUACUGAAGCCCGAGAAUCUCGUCGACGUAGUUUACGACUACGGAAAACCAGGGAGGCUGAUUUGGAAUUAUUAAAUGAUGAUAAGAAAGCCUAUUCAGAAAGAAUUCGCUUACGAUUUCUUAGUAUGUUAUUGUCUAUUUUAACUGAAGCUAAUAAAUCGAAAUCUGUUGAUUUGAAUACAUCACUAACAACUGUAGAUACAAAAUCACCAAAUAUUGGCGUAAAGAAAAUAAAAGAUCACAAUUUGCCGAUGAAUGAUCUGAUCACUCCAUUAGUUAAUCAUCUUACAAGCAUAUUAAACAUGGAACGGAAUUUGAAACAAAUAGAAGCAAAUGCAAAUCAAACAAAUGUUCUCCCAGAGUUGAUACAGAUAGUGAUCUAG